UAGACUUAAACUAAGCGUGAAGGGCGUGUAGUAGAUAACCGCAGAGUGAGUAUGACUUUUGUGUGACUAGAAAGAAGUCGAGCACAGGAAAGCGACAUGAUCUGACCUGGAUAUUAUAAUUUCAAUUCAAUUCAAUUUCAACCCCCCUUCUCUCUCUCUCUCUCUCUCUCUCUCUCUCUCUCUCUCUCAUUUUUAUAAAAUCAAUUUUAAAAUAAAAAAUCAUCAUCUACAACACUCUGAAUCUUUCUUUCGGAUCUUGUUGCUUCGAUCCUCACUUUCUCAGAUCUCAAUCAUCAAACUAUGCUUUUCUUCUUUUGAUACUUCAGUAACUUGGUUUGAACCAUGGAUCCGACUGAUUUUUCACUUCAAGAUGGAUUUCAAGUAGUAAACCAAAAUGGUGUACAUCAACAACAACAACCACUAUUUGAUUCUGAAAAGGAUGCUGUUCAUUCUUUAGUGUCCAAUGGAAAUUUUGAUGAUAGUUUGUCUAUGGAAGAAAUUAAAGAAGGAUCCAACGCUAAAAUAGAGGGAAACAAUGUUAAUGUUUCUAAGGAAGAGGAAGUGGGAAUUGUAGUUGAAACGGAUAAAUCUAGAACACGAAAGGGUGUUGUUAAGAAUAAGAAUGUGAAACUGCCAAGUCCUAAAGGUGUUCAUACAAGUUCGGUAAGAAAUAACAAAGACGGGAAAGAUAAAGAGGCGACAGCAGCAGCAGCAGCAGCAGCAGCAUCUGUUUCAAAUGGUACUUCCACUUUAGACUCUCAUCUUAGACAGCCGAUUAAGAACAAAGCAGUUAAUGACAAGCAGACUCGGUUGUCCAAGCAUCCUGGAAAGUCUGAUGCAGCAUCUUCUGAAGCACCAACGGAGAAGACUAGACCGCGAUUAGUAAAGAAAGAACCCCUUGAUAAUAUUCCAGGAAAAGCUGAAUCAUCUUCUCCUACAUCAGAAGAUGCCAAACCUCGUAGAGUGGGGACAAUGCCAACUUAUGGAUUCAGUUUCAAAUGUAAUGAGCGAGCUGAGAGAAGAAAAGAGUUUUACUCUAAGCUCGAAGAAAGGAUUCAUGCAAAGGAAGUUGAGGAGAGCAACCUGCAAGCAAAAACCAAGGAGAGCCAAGAAGCUGAGAUUAAGAGGCUUAGGAAAAAACUAGCAUUUAAAGCAACUCCAAUGCCAAGCUUCUACCAGGAGCCUCCUCCUUCUAGGGUGGAGUUGAAGAAGAUACCAACGACAAGAGCAAAAUCUCCCAAGCUUGGUCGUAAGAAGAGUUCAACAUCUUCAGAGCCAGAAGGACGCAGCGACAGCAGUGUUCUACAAUGUCGUUUAAGUCUGGAUGAGAAAGUGUCUCAGAAUAACACCAUUAAAGGAAUUAGUCCUGUUCAUUCAAAGAAGCCGCAACGAAGAUCUCUCCCUCCUCGACUGACUCCUGAAAAGAUCAGUUCGUCCAAUUCAGCAACUGCACGGACUUCGUCUAAGGCGGUGAAUAAUGAGAAAACCUCCGUAUCUAGUGUAACAACUGAAGUUACCACCUUGUCUAUUGCAACAAGGGAAGAGAAAGCUGAAGCUAUUGAGGAGAACAAUGCCUUGUCUGAUGAGACAAGUGAAACUCCGUCUCUGAACAUAGAUUCAGGUGAAGUAGAAUCCCAUGUGAAUGGUGAUAUAGUCAUUGAAGACAAACCACGGCGCACCUUGGUACAAGAACCUAUAGCAGCAGAGUAUUAAACAAGCAGCAGCAGCAGCAGCAGGAAUAUAGCCAGCCCAGGUGUUACUAUCAGAAUUAUUGAUUCAUCACGUGAAAUAUUAUAGAAUCAUAUGAUUGAGAUUAUUUGACAAUGAAGGCUUGCAUAUUUGCAUUAUAUGGUUUGUGAUGUCAUUUUGUCCAAGCGCCAUUGUUUCUUUUGUGUUUACUCCAAAAGCUUGCUGGUUUUGUCCUUAUGAUUCUGUCUCCUCCUUGCAGCAUUGUAUGUAAUAAUGUAACCAUUUGUCAAGUUGUUCUAGUUGAUGUUAAUUUGGCUUCUAACACUUGUGUCUGUUUGGUUGACAUGUCAGCGAAAAUUUUGAGAAUGUUUGCCAUCAGUGGUUCCAUUACAUUUUGUUUAGGCCUUGCUCUGUUAAACAGUUGGCAUUGUCACAUGAAAUUAGCUGUUUGUGCUGUGAACACCACUCUGAUUAGUCAUAUUACAGCUAUGCUUUGUUAUGCAACAGAUUUUGUAGUCACUGUCUCAAUUGAUUUUCAACUCCUACUUGCCAAAUGCA
Trifolium pratense (red clover) is the source of this 2247-nucleotide messenger RNA. Its product is annotated as protein WVD2-like 5. Gene Ontology annotation, molecular function: microtubule binding. The transcript has 9 exons. The coding region runs from base 343 to 1713 and encodes 456 amino acids. The record is from RefSeq and is a predicted model, not a curated record. Lineage: Eukaryota; Viridiplantae; Streptophyta; Magnoliopsida; Fabales; Fabaceae.